UCUUGACGUCUUGCUAGUUCGAAUUGUUAGCACAGAAGCUAAAUAGCAGCUGCCAGAAAGAAAAUUAGUGAUAUAGUUAACGUCAUGGUGUGUUUUUAAAUCAUUUCUAAUCAUCGCGACUCUGUUUCUUGCUUUUAUUGCGAGCUUUAGCAGUACGACAUUCAAGACAGAGAAGUUUACAUGGUGCAGUUCCUCAUUUCUGAGAGAGAAAACGAGAGGCUGGUGAGGGAUCGAUCGUUUAAAGCUGCUCAAGAGUCCAAUGCAGUCGGCUGUGGAGACGGUGGAGAACGCCUCCAUCCUUUCGAGCAGCUCGUCGCAGGAAGGCCACCGCCUGUGGAUCGGCAACAUCGACCCCAAAAUCACAGAGUAUCACCUGGUGAAGCUCCUGGAGAAAUUUGGAAAAGUGAAGCAGUUUGAUUUCCUGUUCCACAAAUCCGGACCGCUGGAGGGUCAGCCGAGAGGAUACUGCUUCGUCAACUUCCACACCAAAGAGGAGGCUGAACGGGCCAUCCAGUGUCUCAAUGGAAAACUGGCACUGUCCAAGAAGCUGGUGGUGCGUUGGGCCCACGCACAGAGAUUUGAGCCCUACAGAGGGGAUAAGAACCUGCCUGCCAGCUUGGAGCCAUCAUGCAGUGAGGCAGAAGAGCAGCCCACCUCUCUGAGUGUGAGUGCGAAGAUUAAAGCAAUCGAGGCGAAGCUGCAGAUGAUGGAGGAGAACGUGGAUGAGGAAUACUCAGGACCAUCUCCGUACCUCUACAACAAACCUCCUGAGAAGAAGGACAAGAGAUCGCAGCCCUACAACAAACAGUUCCGCAGGUUCAGGAGAUGACCCGCUGUCCGUCUCCUCGCGCGCGCACACCACACACACACACACACACACACACACACUUCCACAACUGUCGUGCCAGCAGCAGAAAGACAUUUGUGUGUCACACUUCUCUCUUUCACUCUUUUAUUUUUAAAUAAAUAGUUUAAAGUUUUGUACAUUUUUGUAGCUUGUCAGUUCUCCACACUUCCUUUCUUCCCCUCGAACUGAAACACUGAUGUGUGUGAGAUGUCUUCUACCCUCCAUCGUGCUCCUGUGUGUGUUCUGCUGCUGGUGUUUUGUGUUUUAGAUCACAGACUGAUCUUUAUUCUCAUUCUGGAAGUACAGACUCGGCCUCGGUUCCACUGUUCACUGCUUCCCAGCCUUCCUCAGAGACGGUUGGUCAUGUGAUCUACACAGUGACGAUGUGACAUUCAGAUCGCUUUUUUUUUUUUUUUUAAAUCCAUUCUACCAGUAAAUCCCACGAGUCCGUAAAGUGAUGUUGAGCUGUAGCUGUGCUUUCACUCUUUAUGAAUAUCCGGAUAAACUCCUCAGUAAUUAUGUUUACGUUUUCACCCUGAAAUAGAAAAAAAACUGAUCACCUUUUCGCUUCCAGGGCGGGGACGUGAGCAGAAAUCUGACAAGAGGUCUAAUUCCCAUCAGCUGAAAGAUAUCAUCUGUAGAGUGUGUGUCGUUUAUUAUUUAAAAAUGUUUAGAUAGUGAUUCAGUUCAAAUUUUGCUCUGAAAUAAAAAUGAUCACUGCUUUUAAUGAAA
Molecule: messenger RNA, 1579 nt
Organism: Neoarius graeffei (lesser salmon catfish)
Lineage: Eukaryota; Metazoa; Chordata; Actinopteri; Siluriformes; Ariidae
Gene: rbm18
Product: RNA binding motif protein 18
Exons: 7
Coding region: 260-829 (189 amino acids)
Molecular function (GO): RNA binding
Source: RefSeq, a predicted model, not a curated record